AAAAAAAAAAAAGCGGGCUUCAAGGAGCAUACAGCCAUUCUCAUCAACAUGAGACAUUGAUUUGUAGACAAUUUCUGUAACUUUCAUAAAGCUGGCUAAAAGCCUUAGUAUUUAUAUAAGAAUACAUGUCUGUUCUUGUUUUUCAAAAAUGCCUAGAACAGUUGGUUCCUCAGAUAAACCUGUGAGAUCCUUUUAUUCAGUAAAAGCAGUGUAUCCAGAGGUACUUGUUUCCCCGCCUUCUGGGGAAUUAGGUCUCAGAUGGAAACGUCCCAUUUCAAAAGGCCUUGCGGUAUCUAUCUCUGCCUACCGCUCGUUUUACAGCCUCAUUUUUAAAUGUUAGUCUGUUUUUUUAAAAAGGGUUUGUGACAGCAUCUGCCAUGAUAAUAAAGUGUAAGCAACCUCGCGCUAGGUACUGAACAAUUUCAUAACUUUGAACUCUCCAAAAUGUUCUAGAAGCCAAUAUAGAAAACCCAGAAAUUGCAAUUUUUGUUUGCAGAAGGAGCACGAGACCCGGUUGUGUUCGCCCUCCACCAAGUACCCAGGGCUAGCAUAGAGUCGGUCUAACACACAACCCAGGCUCUGUAAACUUUUGCUAAAAGAACGAAUCAGCAAGGAAUAAGUAAUGGAGAGUAAUGAUGAAUAAUAAUGAUUCCAUUCUUCCUGCUGUCGUGGGUCUGGCAGGAGUAAAUUCCGGCCCGGAUUCCGACCCCAGGCCCAGAGCGGGACUCCCCUCUGCGCCCAGGAGGGGGCGGGACCUGAGGGGCGCUGGAGGGGCGGGGCGUCAAUGGGGACCCCGCCCAUGUUGGGGGCGGGGCCUGCGGCGCGCGGGAAGAAGGCGCGCGGCGCGGGAGGUGACGGCGCGGCUGACGGUCCGGGUCACUGCAGAUCUGGAAGGUAGAGAAGGGACCAGAUGGAAAAGCCAUUGUGGAAUUUUUGUCCAAUCUUGCUCGUCAUACCAAAGCCGUCAAUGUUGUGCGUUUUUCUCCAACUGGGGAAAUUUUAGCAUCAGGAGGAGAUGGGGCCACUUAGAAGAUGUGUAUGAUAUUUGCUGGGCAACUGAUGGGAAUUUAAUGGCUUCUGCCUCUGUGGAUAACACAGCCAUCAUAUGGGAUGUCAAUAAAGGACAAAAGAUAUCGAUUUUUAAUGAACAUAAAAGUUACGUCCAAGGAGUAACCUGGGACCCUUUGGGUCAAUAUGUUGCUACUCUGAGCUGUGACAGAGUGCUGCGAGUGUACAGUACACAGAAGAAGCGUGUGGCUUUUAAUGUUUCGAAGAUGCUGUCUGGAAUAGGGGCUGAAGGAGAGGCAAGAAGCUACCGGAUGUUUCACGACGACAGCAUGAAGUCGUUCUUCCGAAGACUGAGUUUCACUCCUGAUGGAUCUUUGCUCCUCACGCCAGCUGGAUGUGUGGAAUCCGGUGAAAAUGUAACGAAUACCACUUACGUUUUCUCCCGGAAGAAUCUUAAAAGGCCCGUCGCUCAUCUUCCGUGUCCUGGAAAAGCCACUCUUGCUGUUCGCUGCUGUCCAGUCUACUUUGAACUGAGGCCGGUGGUGGAAACAGGUGUGGAGCUGAUGAGUCUGCCCUACCGCCUGGUGUUCGCUGUGGCUUCGGAGGACUCCGUGCUUCUGUACGACACCCAGCAGUCCUUCCCUUUUGGUUACGUGUCUAAUAUACAUUACCACACCCUCAGUGACAUUUCAUGGUCCAGUGAUGGCGCCUUCCUGGCCAUUUCUUCCACGGACGGUUACUGCUCGUUUGUCACAUUUGAGAAAGAUGAACUUGGAAUUCCUUUGAAAGAGAAGCCAGUUUUGAGCAUGAGAACUCCUGAUACAGCAAAGAAAACCAAGAGUCAGACACCUCGAGGGUCUUCGCCAGGACCCAGACUGGUAGAGGGAACCCCUGCCAGCAGAACCCAAGACUCCAGCAGCCCCAGCACGACCCCCCCACAGGCCAGACAGGCCCCAGCCCCAGCAGCCAUCAGGGACUCUCCCUCCGUCAUCCCUGCUGUCAAAAGCUUCUUGCGUGGGCCUUCGGAGGAGAAGAGCUUGAAGCCUAGUAGUCAAAACACAAAAGCCCAUCCAUCCCGGAGGGUCACUCUGAACACACUGCAAGCCUGGAGCAAGACAACGCCCCGGAGAAUAAACUUAACACCCUUAAAGACAGACACUCCACCAAAUUCUGUACCAACCAGUGUAAUUUCCAUCCGUUCUACAGAAGAAAUUCAGUCAGAGACGCCUGGAGAUGCUCAGGGCAGUCCCCUAGAGCUAAAGCGGCCCAGACUCGAUGAAAACAAAGGAGACAUGGAAAGUCCGGACCCUUGAUGGGACCUUGGCUUCUGCUGGAAGCCUGCCAGGCCCCCAUCUGUGCAGGGAGGUGGCGAAGCUGGAGAUGCCUGAGACCAGGGCUUCCGUGGAGUGGGACAGGCACUAACAGAAGUGGCGUGUGUACUGAAUUUUCUCCAGAAAUAUAGUGUAUUCAAUAUCCAUUUUUAACUUGGAGACGUGAAUGUUUUAAUAUAGUAAAUCCUCUGGUGGAUGAGUUUCUGAACCUGGAGCAGUUCAACGUUAUCCAGUGUGAAAAUGUGUGAGUCCUCCCUGGCGUCGUCGUGAAAGUGCACACGCUUCAUGGAGGGACUCCGUUUAAAUUAGAAUUAGGGAGAUGAGAAAGUAAUGAGAUUUCACUCUGUUGCAUUUUAGAGUAUUUGAAGUGAUUGUUAGAUUUCACUUCUAAGAAGGUGAUUGAUUAAACUUUGGAAGGUGGUUGUGUUUGUU
Messenger RNA from Sapajus apella (tufted capuchin), 2771 nucleotides. RefSeq names its product chromatin assembly factor 1 subunit B (gene CHAF1B). Gene Ontology annotation, molecular function: protein binding. The transcript has 12 exons. Gene Ontology annotation, cellular component: nucleus; CAF-1 complex. The record is from RefSeq and is a predicted model, not a curated record. NCBI's taxonomy places the organism in Eukaryota, Metazoa, Chordata, Mammalia, Primates, Cebidae. The coding region runs from base 633 to 2321 and encodes 562 amino acids. Gene Ontology annotation, biological process: DNA replication-dependent chromatin assembly; nucleosome assembly.